Cadophora gregata is the source of this 918-nucleotide messenger RNA. RefSeq lists its product as uncharacterized. Bases 52 to 918 code for a protein of 288 amino acids. The record is from RefSeq and is a predicted model, not a curated record. The transcript has 2 exons. NCBI's taxonomy places the organism in Eukaryota, Fungi, Ascomycota, Leotiomycetes, Helotiales, Ploettnerulaceae.
AAAAUACAACAGAGACAUAUUUCCAUUACUUGCAGCAAAGUUUAAUGCAAGAUGAGAGCCAGAGUAAUCGACCUCACAGGCUCUGAUUCAGAGUCCGACGAAGCACCUCCAGCGCACAGGAAACCAGAUACAAUGUCUGGACAGCCCAACGUGGCGCGUCAACCACUCACCAAUCUCACCAACGGAAGCCGACCCAAUGUAACGCCUGACGCAUAUGUUCCCAUAGCUCUCAUUGAAGCAAUCGAAACCAUGGACUCCACUCGGCUCAGAAGAUUUGUCCAUCAGUUUUCCCGGGAUAUUCCCGAAGUGAGAGAACUAUUAACGCAACAGGUACUUGUCAAAGGAAAGGAUGUGGUGAGGUAUCAUCGAGACAGUGAUUCCGAGGAUGAUGUGGAUAGUGAGCGUGAGAGCAGUGAGGAAGAAGAGGAGGAGGGGAGUGGAAAAGUCAAAAUAUUAAAACCAAUUAUCGAGAGCGAUGAGGAGUUCGUCCCUUUAUAUGCGAAAUGUGAGAAUUGCGAGCAGGAAUUCGAUGUCUCUGACAACAAAACGAGAAACUGUUUCUGGCAUCCAGGAGAAAAGGAACUCUAUGAAGACGACGACUUCUGGGCCGAUCACGACGAUCAAUGCCAUGGUGAUCCACUCUCGUUCAAAGAUGAUCCUGAUUACUCCGAGGGCUUCCAAUGGAAUUGCUGCGAGAACCUUGGCGAUCACUCGGGGUGCAAAAGGACAAAACACAAAGCUCCCGUUAACAUCAUUCGAGCGUCUAGUUCCAACAAGAAGAGACGAGCAGAAGAAGAUCUCCAAAUACCUGUCUUUGCAAGGUGUGCCACUUGUGGGGAGAGGUAUGAUGUUAAUGAGAGUGGGAGAGAGGAUUGUAUGAGACAUCCAGGUAUGAUAUCUCGGUGGAGAGUGUUUUGA